Molecule: messenger RNA, 498 nt
Organism: Symbiodinium pilosum
Lineage: Eukaryota; Dinophyceae; Suessiales; Symbiodiniaceae
Source: the annotation of a GenBank genome assembly
CGCGCCCUCUGGGUGCUGCGCGAGGAGCCUGAUGGGGAGACACUUCGGCAGCGCUUCGCCCAGUUUGGCUUCGAGCCGCGGAAGCCGCCCGAGCCGCGGCUCCCCCGGCGCCGCAAGCUGCCCAGGGCCGCGGCUGAGGAUUUUUUGAUCCGCAACGCUUUGGGCCCUCCCAGCUGGAGCGGCCUCGGUGGCCUCCCGGACCCGGGCUCCGAGACGGAGCCCGAGGAGGAGGCUCCGGAUUACGAGGCCCGGAAGGCCCAGAGGCAACGCGAGGACCAGGACCAGGAGCGGAGCUUCUCCGCCUUCCUCCAGCAAGGUGCGCAUGCGCCAGAUCGCCGGGCCAAGCGCCUGGGCCCCUUCGGUGCGGCCGCGCAUCCUCUCAUGCUGCGUCGUGCAGAGCGCCGCGCAGGGAAGAUGGCCGAAAUCUCCUUGGAGCUUGGUCCGCUCUUCAAUGGGGAGCCACCUGGGCAAAAUGCAGAGUCCAUCAGAUGGAUAUAG